Molecule: messenger RNA, 2388 nt
Organism: Leptonychotes weddellii (Weddell seal)
Lineage: Eukaryota; Metazoa; Chordata; Mammalia; Carnivora; Phocidae
Source: RefSeq, a predicted model, not a curated record
AUGAAUGAAGUACAUUCCCAUAGUCCAGACGAUGCUUGGGCAGCCAAGUUCAGCUUCCUGGGCAGUGCGGAGGAGCUGGAGAUGAUCUUUGACUGGGUGGAUGUGGAGCAGAAGGGACGCCUAUCCCUGGAAGAAUUCAGCUCUGGGCUCAAGAACAUCUUUGGCUCCAGCUUGAGCACCCACAGGCUCCACAGAAAGAGGCCACUGUCCUCCAAGAGAGAAUCUGCAGCCACCAGCUUCCCAGUGCUGGAGGAGGCUGACCCUGAGGAGAAGGAGGCGUUCCUUGCCUUCAUCCAGCAGCUGGGGGCAGGCCACUUACUUCCGGAGCAGGCGGACAUCUGGCAGCUGUGGGGGAAGCUGCGGCAGGAGGAACCCCAGGUGGCAGGCAACCUGGAGGGCUUUCUGGCCAGGAUGAGCAGCCGCCUGCAGGAGGCGCGGGCUGACAAGGAGGUUCUGGAGCUGACCCUGAGGAAGCGGGACUCCGACCACCACCGAGAGGUCCAGCAGCUCUAUGAGGAGAUGGAGCAGCAGAUCCGCCGGGAGAAGCAGCAGCUGCAGGCCGAGAGCGACUCCCGGGACCUGGCCUUCAGCUCCCAGAUGCAGGCGGUCUUGGAGGCCAGGGAGCGCGAAUUUCAACGGCUGACGGAGGGCCAGAGGGAGCUGGAGGCCCAGCUGCACCACCUCAGCGGCACCCACCAGGAGGCCAACUCAGAGAACCAGCAGCUUCGGGAGACGGAGCGUGACCUGGCUGGGCGGCUGGAGGAGGCGCAGGGGCAGCUGCAGGCGACCAGGGGGCGUCUGAGCGCCGCCAGGGGUCACGCGUCCUGGCAGGUAGAGGAGGAACCCAGUGUCCCCAGAGCAGGUGACGAGAAGGCUCUAGACGUCCAGGCAGUCUCCUCUGAGGAGGCUACCCUGCCCCGACUGUUUGGGGAGGAGGAUGACUGGGACCAGCUCCUAAGCGACUUCAACACCUCCUCGCGCAGAGCUCUGCAGCUCUCCUGGAGCCCACCUCCAACCCCAGGCCCCCAGACACCCCAAGUAGUCAGGCCGAUCUCCAUCUCAGAGCCACAUGCUUUGCUGCUUGGUCAGGAGGCACCUUCAGAUCUGGCCGGGGCCCCAAGGAGCCCCACUGGGGCGCCCUCCGGGGCCACGGAAGGGAAAGGAGUGGGCCCGGACGAGCAGGACGGCAGACCAGAGCAGCCUGUCCAGCCUCCCAGCCUGGAUCCUAAGGUGGAGUCAGGGCCUGGCCCCGAGGCCCUCCCCCACUGGAGUUUCCCAGGGGCCCCAACUGAGGAGUCAGGGAGCCUGGUGUCAGCUGCCCUCAAAAUGCUUGUUCCUUUGGAGGAUGCACCCCCUCCCCAGGUGAUCUCCCCCCCUCCCCAGGCCCCAGCUGGGCCCAGUGAAGUGCUCCAGGCCUCACAACCAGAUGACAAGAGCCCCGGGCCUGGGCCUGUCCCAGACAAGCGGCCCAGGCAGAGCGAGGCCCUCCAUCAGGACCUGCAUGUCCCUGGGCCUGAGCCAGGACAGGGGUCCCCAGGAGCCCGAGCCCUCACACUAGGGCCGGCUGGGCCCUCCCAGGAUCUGGAGCCUGUGGGUCAGCCUCCCACAGAGGGAUUGGAGCAGGGCCAGCUGGGCCCAGGUGUGCAGGAGGGCCCUCCUGGGGGGCCAAGAGAAGCUCAUGGCCAGGUCCUUGGGCCAGAUGGGCUGCCUGCCCUUUCCCACAAGCAUCUGGAAGAAGAGCCCAGGGUGGAGGAAAGGAAACAGGUGGGCCAAGGAGGGCAAGACCUCAGUUCAGAGCAGUCAAGUGAGGCUCAUGGCCUGAAAGCUGGGCAUUCAGAACUCCCCCAGCGAGAUCAUCUGCCUGCUCCUCUCCCGUGUGACACACCACGGGCUGAGGCUGAAGCAGAAGCUCCUAGCACACGGCCACCUCCCCUGGGCUCUCGCCAGGAGGGUGCUCAGCCUGGGGGUGGAGCAGGGCCCCAGGAGCACACGCAGAGCCCCCCCACCAUGGUUGAGCUGGAAGCCCAACCCACGGCCUCACCUACUACUGCUCGUGCAGAAGAACAAGGCUCCCUUCAAUCCAGGGAGCCCACGGCAGAUCACAGGCCUCCAGCCCCAGGGACUGACUCCAGGGAGGCUGCGCCGACCUCAUCUCCAGGGUCCCCCACCGCCAGCGAGCCUCCCGCCGACCCUGAUUACCUCUUCCAUGUCAUCUUCCUGGGAGACUCAAACGUGGGCAAAACCUCCUUCCUGCACCUACUGCACCAGAACUCCUUCGCCACCGGGCUGACAGCUACCGUGGGAGUGGAUUUUCGGGUCAAAACUCUGCUGGUGGACAACAAAUGCUUCGUGCUGCAACUCUGGGACACGGCUGGCCAGGAGAGGUGA